GAGAGAGAGAGAGAGAGAGACAUUCACCCAGACUGCUCGUGAUCUCUCGCUCUCAUACCCUCCCCUCUUCACUCGGGCAUACACAGACUUUCAUGCGGACACGAGAGGAGUUAUUUUUGUCGUGAUCGCUUUAAUCUGCCCGUUUUAAAGAGCCGCGUAGUCAUGCGCAUGUUUUCCUAUUCACUGCGUUAUCCUGCCGCCUAACCAAAGUUGAAUGCUGUCGUUUUAAACAAGUCACUGCGUACGUUUUUAAACCCGUGUUCGCGACAGGACACAUAAUCGCAUUCAGCGUGAAAAACUGAAGGAAGGGCUUUACACGACAGCCAGCGGACUGGAUUUGUGUUACGAGGCUUUGGUCGCUUAAAGCUCUUUCGCACCUGCCAACAAAAUGUCUGCCCCGGAUGCAAAUGCCCCUGGAGCCCCAGACGGUGAGGGAGGCACUGGCCCACCCAACCUCACCAGCAACCGUCGUCUCCAACAGACACAGGCCCAAGUAGAUGAGGUGGUGGACAUCAUGCGUGUGAAUGUGGACAAGGUCCUGGAAAGAGAUCAGAAGCUAUCAGAACUGGACGACCGGGCGGAUGCGCUGCAGGCCGGAGCAUCGCAGUUCGAGAGCAGCGCCGCUAAACUGAAAAAUAAGUACUGGUGGAAGAAUGCUAAGAUGAUGAUCAUCAUGGGCAUUAUUGGGGUCAUCAUGAUAGGUGUCCUUUUCAUGUACUUCUACUACUGAGUAUCUCCUGGGACACACAUGGAAAGGAGAGCGAGCUUUGUGUGAUCUCAACUCCGCCCCGUCUCUCCCCACCAUGCCUUUCAUUCAAUCCACGUGUGUGUGUGUGCAGUCGUUGAUGCAGUGCCUCUCCCUCCUUUUGUCCAUCACCGCUUUCCUUUGCAACUCUUGACUGCUUUGCAUUAGUGCCCGAGCUUAUUCAAAAACUCUUUUGGUUUGGAACGUCUGUGGUUUUGGAUUUGACGACUUGGUCCUUAUUAGGCCAAAAAAAAAUGAUGCAAUAAUCUAGAUUUGUAGAACUGGUCCAAAUAAACCAAUACAUAACUGAAUAGAGAGAAAAGUCUAUUAAGACUGAUUUGAGUUUGUUAAGUUUAUGCAUUAAUGCUAAAACUCCGCCAUUUUGCCCAGAGAUGACCGCAGUGGUCUGAUAUGGUUGCAAUUUUAUGGAGUUACAAACUGCAUUUUUCAAGAAGUAAAAAUACAAGAAAUGCUAAUUUAAAGUUAAAAGAUAUUGCUUGCGUGCAGAAAUGAGUUUACCCAUUUAGGUUUUUAAAAGCAACUUUAAUACAUUUUAUUUACCGUAUGGACCUAAAAUCUGAAUGAUAUUUAUGUCUUAAAGUGACAACACACACAGUGAAUUCAAAGGUUAAAUUUGUACUUAGGAUAAGGGGAAUAUCUGAUCAUUGCCAUUUUAAUUCUUUACGUCAACCAAAAGAUCAGCGACAUCGCAAAGAAAAAAAAUACAAAAUGAGGAUAGCAUCUAAGAUUUACUGCAGUAUUGGAAAUGCACUAACAAGGCGACUGGUAUUUUUGUGACGUGUUAAUGUAAGCCAUACUUUGUGGAUUUAUUUCGUGAUAUUAGAAAUACUGACCUGUGUUUGCAGAUGCUAUAGAACAGCAUACACAACAGAAAACUAUUGAACUAGAACGAUUGUGUUAAAAAAAAUGUGGUUAUUUAUUGAUUGAAUAGACUGGAAAGAGUUAUUUAAAUGUAUUUGUAAAUAUUUCAUGUGGGAGCAAAUACCCCGUCAGCACUGGACAAUGUUCAGGGAUGCACCGCUGCAUGUGUUUGUGUUAAAUAUAGAUAAAAUGGGCACCUUAACCACCACCAUCAUCAUCAUAGUGAUUUUAAGUUUGAUAGAAGACAAGAUUCUCAAGUGUUUUUGGAGGUAAUAUGGACAUAUUGUCCAGCACUGAAUGCAUUUGCUCUUUACUGGAAUUUAAUGCAAGACCAUGUGAGCAUCGAAUCCCCUGCAUCGAGCACUCAUUCAAAAACGCAAACCUGAUGAAGAGCAGUGUAUGUUGUUUUCCUAUUAGAUUCCUGAAUGCUUUCAGGAGCGUAUUGUUUUAUGCAAGCUAUUCGUUUGUAAAUACAUGCUGCAGAAAUGCAAUCGAAUAACAGCUCCCUGAGCAUUCUGAGCCAUGCUGCUAACUUCUGUGGUUCAUUAAAGCAUGUCUGCUUGCCCACCAUGUGCUUAUUCUAAUAAACAGAUAAUGCUCUUA
This is a messenger RNA of Triplophysa dalaica, 2230 nucleotides long. RefSeq names its product vesicle associated membrane protein 1a (gene vamp1a). The coding region runs from base 389 to 730 and encodes 113 amino acids. Gene Ontology annotation, cellular component: plasma membrane; SNARE complex. The transcript is spliced from 6 exons. Gene Ontology annotation, biological process: vesicle fusion; vesicle-mediated transport; SNARE complex assembly. NCBI's taxonomy places the organism in Eukaryota, Metazoa, Chordata, Actinopteri, Cypriniformes, Nemacheilidae. Gene Ontology annotation, molecular function: syntaxin binding; SNAP receptor activity. The record is from RefSeq and is a predicted model, not a curated record.